Messenger RNA from Centropristis striata (black sea bass), 2789 nucleotides. RefSeq names its product UDP-GlcNAc:betaGal beta-1,3-N-acetylglucosaminyltransferase 9 (gene b3gnt9). Gene Ontology annotation, cellular component: membrane. Bases 379 to 1836 code for a protein of 485 amino acids. The transcript is spliced from 7 exons. The record is from RefSeq and is a predicted model, not a curated record. Lineage: Eukaryota; Metazoa; Chordata; Actinopteri; Perciformes; Serranidae. Gene Ontology annotation, molecular function: hexosyltransferase activity.
UCUCAUUGGAUCUGUGUGGAAACUUUCUCAGUCUCUCGGUGUGUCGGAGCGCAGAGCGGAGCCUCUGUUCCAGUGUCACACAUCUACAGAUGUUUCCACUUUGACCUCCUCCUCCGUCUGUGCUGGAUGCUUACACCCAUUGGCGUCUGAGCAGAAGGGGAGGAUGGAGACAAACAAGAUGGAUGCUCUUCCAAUUACAUGAUUUCCUGUUGACAUGUUAAGCAAUGCAGCAGAGAGUUGGAAGGAAAAUCACCACAUUUCUUCAUCAAAUUCUGCAGGCUAGCCUGCAAACCCAAAUCAGUCUCCACUGCUGUAAGCAAAGCGGCCCCUUUCCACUGCAUUCCUGUUCAAUACCUAGCUGAGGUGUGUCUUCAGAGAAUGCUGAGGAAGAUGGUGACGAUGAGGAGGAUCUUCCAUGUGAAGGGAGAUGUGAUGUGCACGAUGCUGCUACUGGUGCUGUUCUGUCUGCUGCUCUAUGCUCGCCAGGUGGUGCUCUCCUCUGGGUGGGACAGGCCGAUGUGGAAGCUGGAGAUCCAUGGCUCCACCAGCUCCAGCAGGACCUUACUGGGUGCCAGCGGGGCCAAAGCAGGCCAGGAGUCUCCAGAGAUCCCAUCCAGCCCUUCAGAGCCACAGCUGCCUCCCUGCAAGCCCCAGUCCAAGUCCAAACCUCCUCAGUCCAAAUCUAAAUCUCCUCAGUCCAAGUCUAAACCUCCCCAGUCCCAGCCCAAACCUCAGGUCAAAUCUAAGGGGAAAUCCAAGUUGCGACGGAAAAAUGCUGUGCCGACUAAGGCUGCUGGCAAGCCUCUGCCCACAAUGCCACCAUUUGACUUUGAGGGCUAUCUGAGAGAAAAGGACAACAGAAACUUCAAGCUGCUCAUAGACCAACCAGAGAAAUGUCACAUUGAAGGAGCGGAGGAAGAAGAAGGCUCUACUACUUCUCCCUACAUGCUCAUUGCUGUGAAAUCUAUCCCAGCAGAUUUCGAAAAACGGCAGGUGGUUCGUCGGACCUGGGGUAAAGAGGGACUUUUCCAAAAUGGUGUGUCCAUUCGUACUGUCUUCCUCCUGGGGGUUCCCAGGAACCGGUCUGCUCUGCCUCUGUGGGAUCGCCUCUUGAUCUACGAGAGUCAAACUUUUAGGGAUAUCCUGCUCUGGGACUUUGAAGACACCUUCUUCAACCUCACGCUAAAGGAAACACAUUUUCUGGAAUGGGUUAACAGCAGCUGUCCUGAUGUCAAAUUCAUCUUCAAGGGUGAUGCUGACGUGUAUGUUAAUGUGGAGAAUAUCCUGGAGAUGCUUCAAGGUCAAAAGCCAAACAAGGAUCUGUUUGUUGGUGAUAUUAUUAUCCAUGCUAAACCCAUCCGUCGGCGCAGCUCCAAAUACUACGUGCCAGAGUUUGUUUAUGGAGGGGGUUUGUACCCAAAUUACGCUGGUGGAGGAGGGUUUGUCAUGUCGGGACAUACGGCUCGGAGACUUAGCUCUGCCUGUCAACAGGUUGAGUUGUUCCCCAUCGAUGAUGUCUUUCUGGGAAUGUGCCUCCAGCUGAUCGGCGUGAAACCAUCCCGCCACCAGGGCUUCCGGACCUUUGGGAUCCCCCGACCGUCUGCAGCGCCCCACCUCCAGACCUUUGACCCCUGUUUUUAUCGGGAACUCAUGGUGGUUCACAGCCUCAGCGUUCCUCAAAUCUGGCUGAUGUGGAACCUCCUGCACGACCCCAAACUGAGCUGCCACAACAGGACCAGCCCCACAUCCUGGCCCUUUAAGUGGAAGGAUAAGAUCGGAGGAACGGCGGGAGAAGAGACGGACUACGGUGAGAAGCAGGUGUUCGUCACGCAUUAGUCCCUCCCAGCAGGCUGAGUGAUCUGCAUGAGCCCUUACCCAGGACAAAAUGCUUAGAAAGCCGGAUCUGUGGCCAACUUGAAAGGCUUGUGAUGUGUUCAAAAGCACAGUUGAGUCAUAUGAGACUUUAAUCCAAGCUGGCAGAUCAUCUUUGGGGAAAUGAAUUGGCAAAAGCCUAAUGUGCUUCAGAUUUCUGGGUAAAGAAGCCCAAAGAGAGUUUAGGCUUUUGCCAUCCACGCCCAUCUGUGUGUUCAUAUUUGUGAACAACAAACUACACAGCAAGACCAGAGAAGAUUGUGAGAAGACUUUUGAAUGUGUCAUCUUCAGAAUGUAUUGUGUUGUGAAUUGUGUCGUUUAUUGUUUACACCGUAAAUCCACAAUGACAAGUGGUUAGCUGGUUUAACCCUCAUCUGAAUGCAUCAGUGUGUCUGAGAACUUGACUGUUGAUAUACCGACUCACAUCAGACUGCUGAUGGCCGUGUGGACUGGCUGAAUGCAAAGGCGUGUUUUUGUUCUGGUGAGUCAUUAGCAGAGAUAUUGCUCACUCCUUCGUGCUGACUGGAGGCACAAAUGGACAGUCGCAUUAUCUGUUCCCUGGAGGAAUAACAAACGGAGUCAAAAUGGAAACCAGCUGCACAGUGGGAACCAGCUGGGACCUUAGCUCACACACACAAACUCUGCUGCAUGUUUGUGGAAAAAGCCUGAUAAUUGAGGAGUCAGGCAUGUGGACAUGAUGUGAACACUAUCAUUACUAUAAUUAUAAGGAUUUGAUUUGUUUUGCAUACUUCUGUCUUUUCGUUUAAAACUCUUUAUAUCUUUAGACUCAUCUGAUUUCAAAAUGUUCAAGGUUACUGCAUUUUGCCACAGCAACACAUGCUCCCUGUGUACUGGAUGUGCUUUUUUAAUUAAAGGGUUGUAGGUCUUCAGGGCAUCUACAAGAAACUGAAUGUUUA